Messenger RNA from Auxenochlorella protothecoides, 1002 nucleotides. RefSeq names its product Protein MEI2-like 1. Lineage: Eukaryota; Viridiplantae; Chlorophyta; Trebouxiophyceae; Chlorellales; Chlorellaceae. Bases 1 to 1002 code for a protein of 333 amino acids. Gene Ontology annotation, molecular function: nucleic acid binding. The record is from RefSeq and is a predicted model, not a curated record. The transcript has 5 exons.
AUGGAUCCUCCCAAGGAUCAAUUCGCGGACCCUCCCACCGGCUCAAGCCCGCUGGAGCAGCCCUCCCUCUUCCCUGGGUACUCUGCCUCGCCUGGGAGCACCUCCCCCCCCCAUGCCACCAGCGAGUACACGGCCACUCUACAUCGUCUCUACGGCUCCCUGUCCCAGCUGGCGGCCUCCAGCAGCCGGUCCAGCCUGCCCGGCAUCCUGGAGGAGGGCGGCACCGGCGAGCGGGCGCCGGAGUUCCUAUCAGCAGACCUGGACAGCAGCCCCUGGCAUAUGCAGCCGGCGAGGGGCCCGGCCCUCUGCGCCCUGGGUCUGCCCUUCCCGGCCGCAAACGCGCCCGGCGGACAGACCGCCGGUGCCCCGCCGCAGCGCGAGCCGGCGCGGUCGCUCAGGCUGACCUGCAGCUCCGGCUCCCCCGUGCCGGAGGAGACCAUCUACAUGAUGGCGGAGGCGUACGGCGAGGUGGCAGGCGUGUCGCGCGCCGCCGACGGCUCCGCCCUGCUCUCCUUCCACGACUCGCGCGCCGCGGUGCUGGCCGAGCACAUGAUGGACGGCCGGCUGUAUGCGCUGGACGUGGCGCGCAUCGCGGCGGGGGAAGACCGCCGCACCACGCUCAUGAUCCGCAACAUCCCCAACAAGUACACCCAGAAGAUGCUGCUGGCGCUGAUCGAGGAGCAGUUCAGGGGGGCGUUCGACUUCUUCUACCUGCCCAUCGACUUCAAGAACAAGUGCAACGUGGGCUACGCCUUCAUCAACAUGGUGCGCCCUUCCUCCAUCCCGGGGCUGGUGGCGGAGCUGCACGGCAAGCGCUGGCCCAAGUUCAACUCGGAGAAGGUCUGCUGCAUUACCUACGGCCGCAUCCAGGGCAAGGCGGCGCUGGUGCAGCACUUCCAGAACUCCAGUCUGUUGCACGAGGACAAGCGCUGCAGGCCCAUCCUGUUCCACACCGAGGGCGAGCUGGCAGGGGAGCCAGAGACCUUCCCCCCCGAGCCCUGA